Epinephelus fuscoguttatus (brown-marbled grouper) is the source of this 7567-nucleotide messenger RNA. It is a transcript of the gene gli2a, whose product is annotated as GLI family zinc finger 2a. The transcript has 14 exons. NCBI's taxonomy places the organism in Eukaryota, Metazoa, Chordata, Actinopteri, Perciformes, Serranidae. Gene Ontology annotation, molecular function: RNA polymerase II cis-regulatory region sequence-specific DNA binding; DNA-binding transcription factor activity, RNA polymerase II-specific. The record is from RefSeq and is a predicted model, not a curated record. Gene Ontology annotation, biological process: regulation of transcription by RNA polymerase II; smoothened signaling pathway. Gene Ontology annotation, cellular component: nucleus. Bases 668 to 5230 code for a protein of 1520 amino acids.
AUAAAUGAAACUUUAUCUAACUUUCCCCCGUCUGCAACUGCUGGAUGGAGUUAGCCCGGCCCAUCUGGUGCAGCAAAUGGCCCAACUCACCAGGGAGUAAGGGGAGUGAGAGAGGGGGAGAUGGUAAAGGGGGGGAAGGAGAGAGAAGGGGGGUCGGAUUGAAAACAGAUCAGCAGCCUGAAGAUCUCAACACCACCGCAUGUCUCUGCAACAACUGUCGAGCGAAGCCAAACAGCUUUGAGUUCCAAACUUUUACGCAUACUCAAGAGAAAUAACAAAGCUUUUUACGCGUCUUGUUAGUUUGCUGAAAAGCGCGCAAAGCACGCACACAAGAGCGCACCUCUUGGAGAAGAUGGAUUGUAAGAAAAAGUUAGACUCGACUUCUGCUCCGCACUGAAUCGCUCUCCGGGAUAGAGGAGGUGGUAAUGCCGUGCAAACUUUGAGUGUCUCAAAACUUUUUCUUAACUCGGUUCAUGGAGCUUCGCGUCAAGUCUAGAGAGGCUCGUUUGCGCGUUUUGCGUUCACUGGUGGUGCCAGCCCAGUCCUAGUUUACGGGAAUCAGACUCCAGGCAAAGUUUUCCUCGGACAAAAAGGGUGAGUGGAAGAGCCUCGGUUUCGAAGUGAAAGGAGACGGCAGAGAAGGUUGUGACGUAAAUUGAAGAGCAGCAUGGAGACUUCAGCUCCAACAGCCACUGAGAAGAAGGAGUGUAAGGGUUCAGGUCUGGAUGGAAGCAGCUUCUCAGAAAUCCCAAAGAAGCCCUCACCCACCACUCUGACCAGAGGUGCCCACCACCUCUUCCCAACGUUUCACACGCCCAUCCCAAUUGACAUGAGACACCAUGAGGGGCGAUACCAUUAUGAGCCACACCCACUCCAUGCCAUGCAUGGACCUCCAGGACUGACGGGCAGUCCAGUCAUCUCAGAUAUUUCCCUGAUCCGUCUGUCACCCCACGCAGCGCCAGGGACGGGUGAGUCACCGUUCAGCCCUCCGCAUCCUUACGUCAGCCCUCACAUGGAGCACUACCUACGCUCGGUACAUGGCAGCCCCACCCUCUCCAUGAUCUCAGCGGCCCGAGGGCUGAGCCCUGCUGAAGUGACCCAUGAACACCUGAAGGACCGUGCCUUGUUCAGUCUUCCCCCUCCACCACCAGGGGCCAACCCCACAGAGUACUACCACCUGAUGGCCAGUGCCAGCCAGCGAAGUCCCUACGGUGACCUGCUGAUGCAGAGCAGUGCAGCAGCGGCCGCAGCAGCAGCAGCAGCAGCAGCAGCUCAUCUACCAGAUUACAUCAGCCCUGUGGAUGUGUCACGUUUCUCCAGCCCACGGCUAACACCCCGACUGAGCAGGAAGAGGGCGCUGUCUAUUUCCCCACUGUCAGAUGCCAGCAUUGACCUGCAGACCAUGAUCCGCACCUCACCCAAUUCCCUGGUGGCCUACAUCAACAACUCCCGCUCCAGCUCAGCUGCCAGCAGCUCCUAUGGACACCUUUCAGUCGGAGGGAUCAGUCCCUCGUUCAGCUUCCCUCACCCCAUCAACCCUGUGGCAUACCAGCAGCUGUUGUCCCAGCAGAGGAGUCUCAAUGCCUUCGGCCACACACCUCCUCUCAUUCAACCAUCGCCAUCCUCUUUCUCUGCUCGCCAACACCCCCUCACGGCUUCACCUAUGUCCACCUCCCACAACAGCUCCAACUCUGAGGCAAACCAGAAUGCCAGCGGAGACCCAGCAGUGAGUAGCACAGUCAACCCAUUGAACACCAAGAGGUCAAAGGUUAAGACAGAAGCAGAGGGUCCGCUGCCCAUCUCACCAUCCUCUCAGGACCAUGGUGGGGGGAUCUUGGACCUGAGUGAGGAUCUGGAUAAAGAUGAGUGCAAACAGGAGCCUGAGGCCAUAUAUGAGACCAACUGCCACUGGGAGGGCUGUACCAAGGAGUAUGACACCCAGGACCAACUUGUUCAUCACAUCAACAACGACCACAUCCAUGGUGAGAAGAAAGAGUUUGUGUGUCGCUGGCAGGAGUGUUCACGGGAGCAGAAGCCCUUCAAGGCUCAGUACAUGCUGGUGGUCCACAUGAGGCGUCACACAGGGGAGAAGCCGCAUAAAUGCACAUUUGAGGGCUGCGCGAAAGCUUAUUCUCGCCUGGAGAACCUCAAGACCCACCUCAGGUCCCACACUGGGGAGAAGCCGUACGUGUGUGAACAUGAAGGCUGCAACAAGGCCUUCUCCAACGCCUCAGACCGGGCCAAGCACCAGAACCGCACACACUCUAAUGAGAAACCAUAUGUAUGUAAGAUCCCGGGCUGUACCAAGCGCUACACGGACCCCAGCUCUCUCAGGAAACAUGUGAAGACAGUCCACGGACCUGAAGCACAUGUCACCAAGAAACAACGAAGCGACGCACCUCCUAGACUGCAGCCACCCAAAGGCAAUGGAGAGAAUGAGGCAAAUUCCAAGCUCGCUGCAAGAGGUGUGGAUGGCAAGAUUGAGGCCAACAGCACCUCUAGAGGAGUGGAAGAUUGUCUACAAGUCAAAUCAAUCAAGACCGAGAACUCUAUGACAUAUCAGUCCAGUCCUGGCGGCCACUCGUCAUGCAGCAGUGAGCCGUCGCCUCUCAGCAGCGCCAACAACAAUGACAGUGGGGUAGAGAUGGCCAUGCACAGCGGGGGCAGCUUCGGGGACCUCAGUGCACAGGAUGAUUGCCCCAUGGUUGACUCCACUGUUCCUGUUGGGGGACAGCAGGCUGGGGUGGGGCUUCAGUUGAGGAAAGCUGUGGGUCACGGUAGCACAGUCACUAUCAAGCUGGAGAACAUCAAGAAGGAAAGGCUGAAGACAGUAAGGGACUCCUGCCCCUGGGUCAACUCUGCACCACAGCCACCACAGGGCCAACGCAAUAGCAUGAAGCUGCCUCCCAUACCUGCAGUUGGUUCCCUGCUGGAAAGCUCCAACAUGAUGAGUAAUGUCAGCGGUUCAUUACCUGGCCAACGCAUGGGUGACCUGUCUUCAUGUGAGGUAACAUUGCUGAACCAGCUGAACGAGCGUCGUGACAGCACCACCAGCACCAUCAGCUCAGCCUACACUAUGAGUCGCCGUUCCUCUGGUAUUUCACCCUGCUAUUCCAGCCGCCGCUCCAGUGAGGCAUCACAGUUUGGUGCUAACCGCCACAACAUCAGUUCGGCUGACUCCUAUGACCCAAUUUCCACUGAUCUGUCUCGCCGCUCCAGCGAGGCUAGCCAUUGUGGAGGUGGUGGUGUCAGUGGAGGAAGCGGGGGAGGUCUCCCAAGCCUCCUUAGUCUGACACCAGCUCAGCAUUAUCGACUAAAGGCAAAGUAUGCUGCUGCCAUUGGCGGAGCCCCACCUACUCCUCUCCCCAAUAUGGAUCGGAUGAGCCUGAGGACCCGCAUGGCACUCUACAGUGACUCCCAGGAAAGCUCAUCACACCCAUUCCAUCAGCCCCCCUCUGGAACUGCGCCUCGGCGAUGCAGUGAUAUUGGAUAUGGCAAUCGGAGCAUGAUGCCCCAUGAGGUACCUGGCAACCUCCCACGUCGUGCCAGUGAUCCAGUGCGUCGUCCCACAUUGGACCCUGUCUCCUUUCCAAGGGUUCAGCGUUAUAACAGCAUGAACAGCAUGAACCCCAUGAAUGGUCCUUCAGCUGAACGCCAUCAGGCACUGGCUAUGCAGGGCUACACUCGUUCCGAUGGCAGCCUGCAACGCUACCCAUUUGCUCCGAGACCACCAAGCAUUUCUGAGAAUGUAGCCAUGGAGAACAUGGCAGUAGAUGGGAUGAUGACUGGGGGGGAGCAUAAUGGGGAGGAUGACAUGGUGCUUCCAGAUGAUGUGGUGCAGUACCUUAGGUCCCAAAAUUCUGGCCCCUCAGGUCACAACUCGGGGCAAGUGGACUACCAUUCCAACAAUCAGGCUCAGGGCUACCAGACAGACAUGGCCCCACCAGCAUCAUUUUAUGCGCAGAGGAGGAUGGCCAUGGUAGAUGCCACUAUGACUCAGUCUGGUCAGGACAUGCAAUCCUGUCAGAUGGGUCCCAGUGGCUCCCAGCAGCCCUUCUCAGCACCAUCAGACAACAUGAACAAAAAUAACAUGCCGGUGCAGUGGAACGAGGUGAGCUCAGGGACUGUGGACACCACUACCAAGCUCUCCAAACAACAGCAGCAUUCUCUCAGGGGGAACCUAGCUGUUGUUCAGCAGAGGCAUAAUUUUGGUUCCUUCCAGGGACAAGGUCAGGGCCUGGGAAGCAACCAGCAGGUAGUGCCUAUGAGUCAGAAUAUGUCUAUGCAGGGGUAUGCGAACCACAAUAGCCAGAGGCUGAUGAACAUCUCCCACCAGCAGCAGAGGCAAUGCAACAGUGUGAACUUUAGUGAGCAAAUGAGUCCUCAGCAAGGGUUUGGCCAAGAGGCAAUCCCAAAUUGUAUAUCUGGGAGCACUAGCAUGAGACCUACCCGGAACAGUGUGUCAGAUCCAGAACUGCAAAGUUGCAGAGCAAGGAUACAGGCUGAUGGGUAUUCCCAUGUAAACCAAGUGAAUCAUCAGCAAAAUUACAGCGUUCUCUCCCAGCAGCAACAGCAUAAUAUCCAUAAUGGAGGCAGAGGAAUGUUACAACCCAGACCUCCCAUAGAGCCCAAGUCUUUUACCAGACAACACACUGGGCCUAGCAUGAUGCAACCAAGCCGAAUACCUAAGUCAUGUGAUUUGAUUGCCAGUCGUGGUACUAACACCUCAGAGGCAAGCCCAAAGAGGCCCAGUGGGUCAGCAGCCCACAACAACAACUCUGAAAAUCCUAACUCUGCUGUGCUCUACACAGGUCAAAUUCAUAUGAUUGAGCCAACUUCUGUCAGCUUUGAUGCCCCCAUGUCCCCCAGUGCCAGCCAGGCUCCUGCCAGCAACACCACAGCUGCAGCCAACAUGGCCUCUCCUGGAGUCAACCAUGUCUCCAGCAGUACAGUAGAUUCUUCCACUGGUGGAUCUGGUGGCACGGAGCAUGCUCAGAUUGACUUUGACACCAUGCUGGAUGAUGGGGACCACUCCAGCCUAAUGUCAGGCACCCUGAGUCCUGGCCUUUUGCAGAGCCUCUCCCAGAAUUCUUCACGUCUCACCACCCCUCGCAACUCUGUCACCCUCGCGUCUGUACCGGCAGGGAUUGGCAACAUGGCCAUUGGUGAUAUGAACUCAAUGCUCACAGCCUUGGCUGAAGAAAGCAAAUUCCUUAACAUGAUAAGCUGAGAGCAAUCAAACACCUCAUCAUCCAUCCAGUCUUAACCAUUUCUACAUCAGGAAUAUAUGGACUACACAAAGCACUGAUUAAACAAUGUAAAACUGGCUUUUUUUUUCUUUUUUUUUUUCUUUUUUUUUGUUUUGUUCAUUGUCUAUGGUUAUACGCUUAUCUUGUAAUAUUUGCUUCAGAUUAUAAUAUGUUACAUUAAAAGAAUAAUAGCAAGUAUAGCUAGGGUUAAGGACAAUUCCUAUCAAUAUUUGUUCAAAAGCCAUACAUUUUACCUACAAAUAUAUGAUACCCCAACAUAUAUAAAUGCAUCUACAAACAAUUGCCAUUCAGUAUUUGCUAAUGUAAUAGCCUUUUACAAAGUGGUGCAUCGAAAGCAGUUCACAUACACGUAGUACCAUGCUGAGGACAUGAGGAUCUGAAUACAACAUGGAAAUAGAAUUAGCAGGAAAUGGACAUGAAAUGUAGAUAACAGAUCAUAUUUUCUCACCAAGACCUUUAUGUUUAUAGAUUAUACUGUAUGGUACUUGCUUUAAGUUAUGCUAUAGACGUUUGAUGUUUAAACUAGGGCUGUCAAGUUACAGUAAUAUAUGGGCAUCUACUAUCUGUUCAUUCUUUUCUUUUUUUUUGCUUUGUGCUACCACAUACAUUAGAAAAAAAUAUUCUCACAAAGCUAAGCUGCAGUUUUCUUUACCUUUUACGUGUACAAUACAUAGACUAUAUGAAAUAAUGAAUCUAGCCAACAUGAAGUCUCCCAUUGGUUUGUGGACUCCCGUUUUGAAGCCUCAAGUUUGACAUUUUGGUCGUCACCAUCUUGGAUUUUUAGAGCCAGAAGUGAUAACCCUAAUGCUAACCGCUAGCUUGGUUAGCGUGUUGCAUUUACAUCUUUAGCUCCCUGUGAUUAUAUAAAUGCUAUUGCUGAUUUGUUUGUGUAUUUUGAGUGAACAACAGCCUUAAAACUAUUAAAACAAGAUGUAAAGCUGAACGCUUUUUUUUUUAGACAAACAAAAUGUUCCAGCUUACUUUCAUGAACUGCAAAUACACUGAAAAAGCAACAGCAACAGAGUUAAACUGUAGUUACGUUAUCUAACCGACCAUACCCUUAAUUAUGCAUAACUUUAAGCCUUAAUAAUACUCAAACAGGUGAGUUAUAUUAAAAUUCAUCCCCUCAAAUAGCUGUCAUAAAAGUUUUUUGUACCAGGCUGUAAACAUGUUUCUUUCUGCUGUAAAGUUGAGCAGAACUGCAGUUUUUGGCACUUUUAACGCUGGCCUCAUUUUUCAGCUCUGCAGGUUGCCACUUGGUACAAUAAAAUAACUAUCCUCAGACUAACCUGAAACACAAACUGGAAAAUUGUGGAAAAUGUGACCAGGGUUAAAGCUUUAUCACCUGUCUCAGAAGGACUUUUUUUUGUUGUUGUUGUUUUUAGCUUUUUAAUUUACCAUGAAACAUGUGAAUGCUUAAAGCACUGAGGUUAAUAAACAGUCACAGCCAAUAACUGCUGUUACAAUUUAUGUUUGCAUUUAAUUCAGCUAUUUUGCAGUGUAAAAGAUAAGGAAAGAAGUGCCAUUACAGGAACCUGUCUUGUACCUGAGUUUCAAUUACACCUAGAUUUUGGAACAAAGGUUUUUUGUGAAAGUGAGAUAAUCUUACUGAUAUUAAACACUAUUUCUAUGACAUUUCACAAAAUUUAGUGUGCAGUUAUUAAUACCCUUCAAACAGAAAUGUGUGACUAAUUGCAAUUCACAAAAUUAAGCAUUUGACAGCCCUAGUUUAAUCACGCAGUUGUACAACAUUGUGAUCCACAGAUAUUAAGUGUGUCUUGAUCAUGGUCUGAGCUCUUGGGGAUGGCACUGUAAAAUCAGAUUUCCUUCUUUGCCCACUGGAUCAGAGGCAUUAACUCUCCAUGGUCCUGUCUCACAAGGGUAAAUGAUUGAAAAGGACAAGGAUAUGCCUCUGUGUUAGUCUAUCAGGGCACAUGAACCCCUGUGUCUGACGAGCAGCAUUCUCUAAAAGAAUAUACAAGUACCUCUGUGUGUUCUCAGUAGAGAUCCAGUCCUAAUUAACACAUUCAUAGCACCCCCCUUCGCCGCACCCCAUACUUCCCCUGGGCUCUGGGAUGAACUGCAGAGAGUCCAGGAAGGGACACAGACUUUGAUAAUGAAAUCCUGUUCCGGACAGGACUGGCAAACUAGCCCUGCAAAUUCCUCAGUUUUAUUACGUUUGCUGAAUUUUUGAGUAGCUUUUAAAAUGUUUGUGUGUAUGCUACCAUUCACUUUUGCUAUGCUUAGUGUGUGUGGGUGUGUGUGAGUGUGUGUAUAUAGGUUUUUGUACAUUUCAA